Microstroma glucosiphilum is the source of this 1845-nucleotide messenger RNA. RefSeq lists its product as hypothetical. The record is from RefSeq and is a predicted model, not a curated record. Bases 1 to 1845 code for a protein of 614 amino acids. The transcript is spliced from 3 exons. NCBI's taxonomy places the organism in Eukaryota, Fungi, Basidiomycota, Exobasidiomycetes, Microstromatales, Microstromataceae.
AUGGAACCUCUUGGCGAUUCACCCUUCUUCGACUACAAUGGAAUGACCCACUUCCGGCCCUGGCUACGCAUGCAAGACAUCCGCCGCAAUGAUCCACUAUCUAAGGAUCCUUUGCUCGCUGCCGCCGGAUCCCUGUUCAAUCGAGAGAAGAAGAAAUACAAGGACUCUUCGGGGAAAGUUGGCGCCCACCGGCACUAUUGGCCCAAGGUUCGUCCCGGCAGGCGACCCCGUAACGGCCAAAGCGCCAGGGCAGACUUGAGGGUAGCGGUAUGGAGGCGGGUGCGCACCACAGCAGAAGUCAUGGACGGUUACAGCGCAACACAAGCCUUCCAACAGGCCGUGGAGGAUGUCAGUGAUGCGGAGCAAGAUUCUUCCUACCCAGACUUUCCACCAAGAGCCUCAACGCCCCUCUCCGGUGCCCGUAGCAUGAGGGGCAGGACAACGUAUACCGUCGACUCCACCUCGACCUCUAGACUAUCAACGCCGACGGCGAUCGGCACAGACGUCGGGCCGUCUCAGAUACCUGCAUCACACUUAGCAAAGGCACAGACGCUGUACGAGUGCAGGAAGGCCUACAACGAUCUUCCUCCCGAGGAACAGGCAAGGAAACCAGUGGACUGGAGAAGGCACUGGCCCACCCUCGAUGUCUAUCAGAAAGCCCUACUCGAGUGUCGCACCCUGAUGAUACAACAGGUGCAAUUGAUCUCGAGGCAGCCCAGUCUGACGGCCAUGCAAAUUUGGCAGGCGCUUGACUCUGUGCUGCGACAGGCGGCGUACAAAUUACCGCCAUUGCAGUGGAAUUACAUGGAGUGGCCAGCUAUCCCCGAAGACCCCUCGACCUCUCAGACUGCUGGUACUUCAGCCCAACACGCGCUCACUGCUGGCGACGAGCUGGUCUCCGAGGCUUUCCAGGUAGACCCCGUAUUCUCAGACGCCUUGCGAACGUUGGACGUCAUUGUGAAGCGCUCGGCCUUCGACAAGAGGUCCGGCACCACAGAGGGUCGCUGGCCUGCUCUGAUCAUCGUCUGCAGGGUGGAGGCGCUCAUGCUGGUGAACAUCUCGGAAGUACGUGCGGCGGCGUUCAGGGCAUACAAGAAGCAAGUGGGGAACAUUUACGAGCGUCCGCUGACAGAGAGUGAAAGUGAAGAUGAGGGAGAAGAGGAGGAGCAGCAGCAGUACGAGGAGCAGGAGCAGGAGCAGGAGCAGGAGGAGGAGGCGGAGCAGGAGCAGGAGGAGCUGCAGCAGGAGGAGGAGCAGCGGCAGGAGGAGGAGGAGGAGGAGGAGGAAGAGGAGGAGGCUGUCGCUACGGGAGGGAAGCGGAAUAGGAGGGCAUCAGGCACGACAGUGCGAAGGCUCCGCCAGAGACACUCGGAAGAGAGUCUUUCAGGGAGCGUGACCGAAGAAGACGGGCAAGACCUCUUCGAACGCGCCCAAAUGUCAGGCAACCAGCACAACGGCUUCGAUGAGUCACGCCUUUACGCAAGAUCAGGCGAGCCCAGGAUGCAGGACCCCCGUCAGCCUUGCCAAAGCCUCGAAGACGAUGGAGACGACAGCGAGACUGAGAGCGAGAGCGAGAGCGAUGUGGAUGGUGAUGCUGGUCCUGGUGCCGCUGCUACAGUGCGAGCAAAGGUGAAGCUGACUGAGGGGCAACUGAUUGGUUGCGGACGUUGUGCUAUGGUGGUCGGUGUCGUGCGAGACAUCACAGGGAGGGUGACUUGUCCAAGGGGCAAUCGCCAGAUGGUCAAUCUGAGUCGGAUCAACGCCAUCUUCGCCGAGGAACGACUUCGACUACACAUGGGUGCUUUCACCUACAGCGCCAGGCUGACGAAGCGCACCUCGAUGUGA